This is a messenger RNA of Tribolium castaneum (red flour beetle), 5633 nucleotides long. Its product is annotated as bromodomain-containing protein 3. Gene Ontology annotation, biological process: chromatin remodeling; regulation of DNA-templated transcription. The record is from RefSeq and is a predicted model, not a curated record. The transcript has 17 exons. Gene Ontology annotation, cellular component: nucleus; chromatin. NCBI's taxonomy places the organism in Eukaryota, Metazoa, Arthropoda, Insecta, Coleoptera, Tenebrionidae. Bases 690 to 4655 code for a protein of 1321 amino acids.
CCUGCAGUGACGUACACCGCCACUCGUCCAGUUUCCCGUAAAAUCGCAAAAUAAUUUUCCUCGAUGUGGCGGCGGCCCGCUGCACAUGGUAAUGUUCUAAGAAAAUUUUCCCCGUGAAAAUCGCCGGAAAAUGCAAAAUCCGCUGGAAAUCCCCGACGGAAAGCCUCCUCGCGCUUAGCCCACCAGCCGUCGAGCAGCCAUUUAUGACCUCAAGCGCCACUUGUGUCGCCCGAAAUCCGCGUCCAUCUCGUCCAGAUCGCGGGAUUUCCCCCGGAAAAAAGGAUUUUCAGGUCGCUCGCGGGCCGCGGACCGCCGUUCCGUCGGUAUUUCGGCGCUUCGGGGCCCCUUUUGGCCGCUUUGGGCGCGAUCUCUGCGGUGCGUGAGCCAAGCGGCCGCCAUCACAGUGUGCGCCAAGCUUGGUGAGCAGAUUUGCCGUAAGUGGUGUGUGUGUUGUGUUGCUCUGCAUUUUUCUCGUUUCUCAUGUGGAUUAUGCAUCGAAAUCUCCAGAUUGGGAUGCCCGCUACUCACUGAUAUGUGGCCCCCCAGCAUGGGAUUUCACUUUAUUUCGCACUGCAGCUGAUCGGUGAAUUCGGUCACAAUCUAUUUUCCUGCGCUUGGUGUGAGGCUCGAUAUGUGAUUUACGCGAUUUUUUGGGGCCGCGAACUCGGGCCGUAAUAUAUUGUGACAAAAUGCAGCAAGUUGAGCCACCUAUUCAAAACAACACAGGUGCGGCAAGCAAAAUGAGUGAACCCAGCAAAGAGAAAGAGCCGCCACCUCGUGUGGAGCCGGUGAACGGUAUCGUACAACCUCCAGUUCACCCUCCACCAGAUCGACCAGGACGCAUCACAAAUCAGCUGCAAUUUCUUCAAAAGACCGUACUGAAGGCCGUAUGGAAACAUCAGUUUGCUUGGCCGUUUCGACAGCCUGUCGACGCCAAGAAACUCAACCUUCCUGACUACCAUCAAAUAAUCCAACAACCGAUGGAUCUAGGUACAAUUAAAAAACGUUUGGACAAUAAUUACUAUUGGUCUGGUAAAGAGUGCAUCCAAGAUUUUAACACAAUGUUCACGAACUGUUACGUGUAUAACAAACCGGGCGAGGACGUUGUAGUGAUGGCUCAAACGUUGGAAAAAGUGUUUCUUACGAAAGUUGCCGACAUGCCGAAGGAGGAAGUGGUGGUGGCAAAAGGCGCGAAAGGGAAAAAGGGCCGAGCUUCGGGCGUUGUAGGCGGAGUUGGGGCGGGGCGUGGCCGUCCCCCGGCGGCCGUAUCAUCGACGGUAGCCACUCCCGUUGCAACAUCCACAGAGGUGGGUUAUUUCCAAGCGCCUCCUUUUUUAGGUUCGUUAGGCCUUCCUCUCGGCACACAAGCACCGCCCACCAUUCCUGGCAGCACGGCAACGACCACAAUAGCACCGGCGUCCACUCUCCCGCAACAACCAGCGAUCAACCCGCCUCAGACUUACCACGUGGCGCAGCCGAUUGUCAACUCGUUAGAUACUAAUUUAACACCUAGUACAGUACUUCCUGGUAACGUAGUACCUCCAUCGCAGCCGGCUAAGGUGAAAAAAGGAGUGAAAAGAAAGGCCGAUACUACGACGCCUACGGCGACGGCGUACGAUUAUAAUCCGCCGUUGGAGUCGUCCAAAUCGGCGAAGAUUUCGACGAGAAGAGAAUCGGGACGACAGAUUAAAAAACCAAGUAUGGACGUCUUUGUGCCGUACCAUCAGGCGAAUAUUACACCGCCGAUUUAUACGUCCACGCCGCAAAUGCCGGCGCAUAAACCGAAAGAAAAACUCACCGAAGCGCUGAAGAGUUGUAAUGAAAUUUUAAAGGAGUUGUUUUCGAAAAAACAUUCGAGUUACGCAUGGCCAUUUUACAAACCAGUGGACGCGGAAUUACUGAUGUUGCACGAUUACCAUGAUAUUAUUAAAAAACCAAUGGAUUUGGGAACCGUUAAACAAAAAAUGGACAAUCGAGAGUAUCGUUCUGCACAGGAAUUCGCCGCUGAUGUUAGACUGAUCUUCACCAAUUGUUAUAAAUAUAAUCCAUCGGACCACGAUGUCGUAGCCAUGGCCAGAAAAUUACAGGACGUUUUUGAAGUCAAAUUUGCUAAGAUCCCCGACGAACCAGUGAACAGGAUAGGAAUACCACCAAAAUCCGAGUCAAGUUCGUCCGGUUCCAGUUCGGAAUCCUCGAGCGAAACGGAAGAUUCCGAAGAGGAGAGUCGGAACAAACAGUUGAAGUUGUUAGAGAAGGAGUUGAUCGCCAUGCAGGAAAAGAUGCGUAAGCUGGUCGAGGAGAGCACGAAGCGAAAGAAAGAAAAGAAAAAGCAGAAGGAGAAAGACAAGAGUAAAAAAGUUAUGGCAAACAGUAGUUCAAUGGGUAAGCCGGGGGCACACAGCGCCCUCACAAAAACCAAUUCGAUUAUCUCAGACAGUGUCGAGGACAGUAUAGCGAGUGUUGUCUCAGGAGCAGAUAUGAAGAUGACGACCGACACGAGCCAGCAUGGAGUCGGUGCCGGCGGUGGUAAAUCCCUGAACAUGCAUCACAUACCUCCAGGUGGCGCCGCCAACCAGUCCAUCAAACCGCCGAAGAGCAAGAGCGUGAGAGGACCGAAACCAGCCGUUCCAUUAAACACGCCGGCGAAAAGAGGGAAAAACAACAACAAAGCGGGCGGAGGAAGAAAGAAAUCGACGUCGCAAGCCUCCAACAUGGGAUUCGAUUCCGAAGACGAGGAUAACGCCAAGCCGAUGUCGUACGAUGAGAAACGACAGUUGUCGCUCGAUAUUAACAAAUUACCCGGUGAUAAACUGGGCCGUGUUGUGCACAUAAUUCAAUCCAGGGAGCCGUCGUUGCGCGAUUCGAAUCCUGAUGAAAUCGAGAUCGAUUUCGAAACGUUGAAACCGUCGACUCUUCGUGAAUUGGAGAGUUACGUUGCCUCAUGCCUACGUAAAAAGCCACGUAAGCCUUACUAUAAGAAAAUGCCGGGUAAAUCUAAAGAUGAACAAAUGGCCGAGAAGAAACAAGAAUUGGAAAAACGGCUUUUAGACGUUAAUGACAAAAUAGGAAAUUCUAAAAAGGCUCCCAAGAAAGAGGAGGCCAAUCGGGUAGACCCAACAGGAGCAGGAGGUCCUUCGGGCCGGCUGUCGUCUAGUUCAAGUAGUUCAGAUUCAGACAGCAGCACCUCCAGUCUAUCGUCUAGUUCGAGUGAUUCCAGUGACAGCGAAGCAGGUGGGAGCAAUCGACAGGCCAAAAAGAAGACAAAAAAAUCACCUAACCCUUCCGUCGGAAAUUCGAACGUGAAGCCUCAGCAGCUAGCACCUGCCGCACUGCCAACAACAACAACAACCACCGCCAGCAGCAACAACAAUAACAACACAACAAACAUAGCGAAUAAUCAGGUCCAUCCGCCUGUAUCAAACCACAUGGACAGCAAACCAAACACAACCGCAAUGCCAGUAACCAAUCGCAAGCCAUCCAUAUCGAACGAUAAACCAUUAAUAAUGCCACCCGCCCAAACAACGGUACCUCAAGCUCCAAAACAAGUAGCUCUUCCUACACCAUCACCCGACAAACCCAAAACCAACAUCCUUUCGCCCCUCACCAGUUCGUACACCGAUCCUUUGGAACAAUCAUUGGCUAGUCUCGAACAUGACAUCAUUAAAAACGAACCACUUGAUUCCAAAUACUUGGUAUCCUCCCUCAACAAUCCAAUUGGUUAUCCGACCGUUAGCUCCGCCCCUAACCUCAACCCUCCAUUGUUACAGCCCAAUAUGGUUGACAUGAAACCAUUGAGUGACAUAAUGCCCGGUUCAAUGGUCCAUUCUAUACAUAACUCGCUUGAACCUGACAUAACCCCCUUAAUGCAACCCAAUACCACCCAACCCAACAUGAUGCAGCAACAACAUACAACAAACAACGGCUUCGGUGGAAUGAAGCACGAGUUCGAUAUGAACACGAACAACAAUGGUCUCAACUCCAUGGGUGGCGUACCCAUGAACGUGACCAUUCCAUCGAUGUUUGACCCACUGCCCCAGCAAGUCAACAACAUGCCCAAAAAAGAACCCAUCAAAGAAGAACAGAACGAACGCAAACCUCCAAUCGACCACAAACAACCCUCCCAAUUCAAUUACAAAAAACAGGAACAUAACGUUAAAAACGCCAGCUCGUGGUCGAGUCUAGCCAAGGCUAGUUCGCCCCAAAACGCGACACCUGGCGGCAGCAACCAGCAACAGCUCCGCGACAGUUUCAAAGCCUUCCAAAACAAAGCGAAAGAGAAAGCCGAUCGCGAGAAACAACGCUUGGAAAACCUCGAACUGAAACGUCAACAGAAACAGCAAGCCGAGAAGGAACGACUCCGAGUCGAAAACGAACGACGACGCGAGAAGGAAGAGGAGGACGCGUUGGAGAAAGCAAGGAAAGCUGUAGCGGAGCACCAACAGCAGCCAAUCGCCACUCAGAGGGUGGAGGAGUUGAGGUCGUCGCCGGGCGAGGGGAGUAUUUCCCCCGGAUCGCAAAGCUCGGGCUCGGAACGGACGGACCGGGAGAGGGCGCGGCUUCAGGAACAGGAGAGGAGGAGACGCGAAGUGCUGGCCAAUAAAAUCGAUAUGAACAUGCAAAGUGACGUCAUGGCCGCAUUCGAAGGCUCGUUAUAAUGACUAGUGGACGUGUUUGAGACUUUCAGUGAGACAAGAUUCUAUGUAAUUAUAUGUAUUUAUAAUAAUUUUAUUUGACGUUAGAGAAAAUUAGAUAUCGCUCAAAAAGUGGAAAGAACUAUUUUGAAGCUUCCAGCAUGAAGGUAUGCUUUAUACAUUUGCAGUAUGUUUCUUUCUUUUUAAAUACUGUUAUCUAGCAUGUAUAUAGAUAGACUUAUGUUGUUAAAUGUGAAUUGUACAGAAAAUUGGGUUUAGCGAGUAAUUUACUAAGUUGGCGUAUUAUAGCAGCAUUUCGUGUGUGGUACUUACGGAAAUGGGGGGUGAAUGCCCAAAUGCUGCUCUUUAUUUGUAACGAUUGCAUUAAAUAAAAGAUUUUUUUCUAUUUAAAUAAGUUGAUUUUUUCCAAUUGACCACAGACCACAAGUCCAGUAAGUUGUGAUAAACGUUGAUCUCUCACUAACCUUGAAGGCUUACUGGGCGAAAAGGCAGCUUUUACUUGGGGUUAAAUUAGGGACUAAUUAGACAAUUCGCAAAAUUAAUGUUUUAGAUACUUAAAGUGGUCAUGCUGUCACGUUUCUAGUUCAAACGAUUUGUUUCAAUAGCAAUAAUAUUUUAUCCUUUGUAUUAAGUGUAAAACUGUUUUUUAUGCUUACAGUUGCUGUAAAAACUAUUGUAAUAUAAGUACAUUGUCAUAUUUGUCAUUUGUUAGUAGUAAGAUUUACUAUCAUUACCAAACUCAUUGCUAUAUUUAACCCAAUUAAAAAAGUGAAAACCUCACCCUACCAUACUAUAAUAUGAAUAAAAAAUAAUAAAAAUCAUGUUUUGAUAACUUGUGAACUGUUCUCAUUAUUAGAAGCUACCUUUAUUUAUAGGAACAUAAAUGUAAAAUAAUUUAUAAUUAAUGGCUGUUAUAUAUUUUUUCAUUAAUUUUGAAGUAAGUCAUGAAUAGUGAUGUUAGAAUAAAUAUUUAAGGAAUAA